Messenger RNA from Periophthalmus magnuspinnatus, 3669 nucleotides. RefSeq names its product basement membrane-specific heparan sulfate proteoglycan core protein-like. Gene Ontology annotation, biological process: cell surface receptor signaling pathway. The transcript is spliced from 21 exons. NCBI's taxonomy places the organism in Eukaryota, Metazoa, Chordata, Actinopteri, Gobiiformes, Gobiidae. The record is from RefSeq and is a predicted model, not a curated record. The coding region runs from base 135 to 3473 and encodes 1112 amino acids. Gene Ontology annotation, molecular function: transmembrane signaling receptor activity.
AUUUUGUGUGUGGUGUGAAAAGGAAGGAAACACAUUGACACAGUCCAGUUAAACAUCAUGAAGUGCAUAAACGGAGCCUUUAUCAAAAGUGUGUUUAGUUGUGUGUUUAGUUUGAGCCUGUUCAGACUCUGAGGAUGGGAGCCUCUCUGCUCUGGACACUGCGGUCCAUCUUGUUUUGUGUCGCCGUCUGCAAACAGACAACAGGUGACAGGGCGACUCUAGAUGUCACUCAACAGUCUGUGUAUCUGAGGGAAACAGUGGAUCUGAAGUGCAGAGGUCAUGGAGAAAAAGUACUGAAGUUUUACAAAGAUGGGAAACUCGUACAAAAGGACUCACAACAUGUGCUGUACUAUUAUUCAGGCAUUUCAUAUCUGAACAUUUAUUCAGUGUCACAAUCAGAUGGGGGUUUGUAUUCGUGUGGGGCCAGUGAGGAAACACAAUCCCCUGAGAAAGAACUGAAAGUGACAGAAAGUACCCGCAGAGUUGAACUGACUGUGUCAAACACAGAAAUACCAGUAGGGGGCAGUGUGACACUGAGCUGUGAUGUAGAGGAGUGGAAUGAAACACUCCAGUGGGUCAGACGAGAAACCGACCCUAGAUUUGGUUGGAAAGAUCUUUUAAAUGUUGAACAAACUCUGAGUGUCUCUCAUGGAGUGUACUUGUGCGGAGGGUGGAACAAUCAUAUCACCACAGAACAAAGUAAUGACGUCACUGUUGUGAACACUGUCCCCACUGUGAGUCCGGGUCAGUUGGAUGUAUUUGUGGGAGAGAGUCUGAGUCUGAUCUGUGAGGUGGAGGGAGCAGACACAGAGUGGACCUAUCACUGGAGCAGGAACAGACUGAACCCACCUCCAACAACCAGAGAAUACAGAGUGUCCAGAGUGACUGAGUCUGACACAGGAGCCUACAGCUGCAGAGCCCAGAGAGGCCCACACCUCACCACUGUGUGGAGCAGCACCACCACUGUCACUGUACUCAAUGCCAGUAUGAACCUGCAGACUCCAGUCCAGGCUGUGUAUCGGGGAGACUCAGUGACUCUGGUCUGUUCUGGUCCUGCUCAGAGACAGUUACUCUUCUUCAAAAAUGGAUCACCUGUUCAACAUCAGCCUCAGCACAAAUCUACAACAACAGUCCAACUGAAGAUCACAGUGUCAGAAUCAGACGAGGGUCAGUACUCCUGUGGGAUCAAUGAGGAAGUACAGUCACACCCCUGGAGACUCACAGUAACACAAACACAACGCACUGUCACUGUGAGACCAUGGCCCUCAGUUAUUCCAGUAGGGGGCAGUGUGACUCUGAGCUGUGACAUAGAGGGGUUUACAGGGGGAUACAGAUGGUUCAGACGUAGUUAUUCUCAAACUGACACAUUACCUGAGACCUCACAGAGAGUCCGUGUCUCCAGAGGAGGAGAGUACAGCUGCAGAGGACAGGACCAGUUCAUCCUCACACCUCAAAGUCCUGAAGUCACUGUCAGACAAACUGUGUCUCUGACGCCAAACUGGUCUAAGUUAUUUGUGGGAGAGAGUCUGAGUCUGAUCUGUGAGGUGGAGGGAGCAGACACAGAGUGGACCUAUCACUGGAGCAGGAACAGACUGAACCCACCUCCAACAACCAGAGAAUACAGAGUGUCCAGAGUGACUGAGUCUGACACAGGAGCCUACAGCUGCAGAGCCCAGAGAGGCCCACACCUCACCACUGUGUGGAGCAGAACUACUGUAACUAUACUCAACAAACCUCAGCUCACAGUGAGUGGAGCCUCAGAGGUGCCAACAGGGGGCAGUGUGGAGCUGCUCUGCUCUGUCUCUCCACCUUCCUCUGGGUGGAAAUAUGACUGGAGCAGAAAUGAGCAGCUCUUUAAACAGUCUUCAUCUGAGGCACAGGUCUCAGUGUCAGAGGGAGGGGAGUACCAGUGCAGAGCCAGCAGAGGGCGCCCUCCCUACUUCACUGAGCACAGCCUGAAGUUCAGACUCAGAGCCACUGUCCCCAGCCCCUCUGUCUCUGUGGACCCCCCCUGGUCUCAGCUGUUCUCUGGAGAGCAGCUCUCUCUCACCUGUAACGCUCACGGAGCAGACGCUGAGUGGACGUUUGAAUGGAGGAGAUCUGGACAGAGCCUGAAGCACAAACAAAGAGAAAUGACCAUAAGAAGAGCAGCAGUGAAGGACAGAGGGCCCUACAGCUGCAGAGGAGUCCUGCCACACACAGUCACUGAGUGGAGCCGCCCCCUCACACUAAAUGUGUCUGACAGAGCCCCCCGUCCUGUCCUGUCAGCGUCUGUGUCCUGGCUCAGUCCUGGGGCCUCUGUCUCUCUGAGCUGUGCUGUGACAGGGCCCUCUGCAGGAUGGAGCUUUCACUGGUUAAUAACCGCUGCCAUCUCACCCGCACCUGAGGACAAAGGGGUGCAGAUGUACCUAUUGGAGGGCAGUGAUGACGAGAACCCUGAAGGAGCACUUCCAAAUCACAGUGAACCUAUCACUCAGUCAGAGUCUUACACAUAUGAGCGGCUCCCGGGGGCCAGUGCCGGCUCUAAACAGGACUCCUUCAUCCUCCAGGGCCUCAAACACUCAGCAGCGUUUGUGUGUCGAACAGAAAGAGGAAGUCCCGCCUUCUCCUCUGAACACAGUGACCCCGCCUUUGUCUGGUCUGGAGAUGCUGAGUCUCCAGUGUCUCUCUCGGUCAGUCCUGACAGAGCACAGCACUUCACUGAUGAUGUCAUCACUCUGAGUUGUGGGUUCAACUCCACUGGAGCAGACAGCACAGUCUGGAGGAGGUUUUCUGAUCACAGAUUAUCACAACAGUGUAAUUGGACUAAAUCUAAAUGUGAGUUUAGUUUACGUGAGGAAACCAGUGCAGUGUUUUGGUGUGAGUCUGGAUCAGGAGAAAUGAGCAAUGCCGUCAACAUCUCAGUCCACAGGGACAUCAUCCUUAUGAGCCCAGUGAGUGCAGUGACUGAGGGACAGUCUGUGUCUCUCAGCUGUAAACUGAACACAGGGACUUUUACUUCAGUUCAAUUUUAUAAAAAUGGAAAAAUGAUUCAAAAUGGGACUGAACCAGAGCUCAACAUCACUGCAGUGUCCAGGUCUGACCAAGGCUUUUAUAAAUGUGAGGGACAACGGAAACUACGGCCAACACCAAAGACUGUCAUAUCUCCAGAGAGUUGGAUGUCGGUUAAAACUGUUCCUGUGUCUAUAAAUGAGACAUUUCCUGUGGUGUGGGCGCUUGGACCUGUGUGUGCAGUGGUUUUACUCAUUCUGCUGCUGCUUCUGUGGCACCACAUAAAAAAUAAAGGCCAAAGCUCGUCCAGUGAGAAUGAAACAGGGGCGGGACAAGACGACCAGCAGCAACUGUACUCAUCUCUUCUCCAUGGCGACGUUUGUGUGUAUGAAACUAUCAAAGACAAAAGAAACAGGGAUGAUGAACAGCUUGGGGACUACAGCAAUUUACCAGGUCUGUCCAAACGACCUGAGCUGAGAUGAAAGAGUUUUUCUGGACAACAACUAAAACACACAGUAAAAAACUUCAUAUGAUACAAAUGGACCACAGCCUUAAAGCUACACUGUGUAACUUUUCUGGUUGAGUUCUGUCUCUCGCUUGUUUCCGUGGAGAUGUUAUUACUUUGUUUGGAUUGUUCUGAUAUCAAAUGUGUCUAUGUUGGAUUAUUCAGGUCCAUGU